Molecule: messenger RNA, 2249 nt
Organism: Gaeumannomyces tritici R3-111a-1
Lineage: Eukaryota; Fungi; Ascomycota; Sordariomycetes; Magnaporthales; Magnaporthaceae
Exons: 2
Coding region: 162-1976 (604 amino acids)
Cellular component (GO): mitochondrial matrix
Molecular function (GO): isocitrate lyase activity; methylisocitrate lyase activity
Source: RefSeq, a predicted model, not a curated record
UUUUUUUUUGUAGAGAGAACACUUGACAGCAUUACUCAGCUGCUACAGUUAGUUAUGCCUGUUAUGAAAGAUGAAAGAGAAGCCAAAACUCGCUCGUCCCCGCGUUGGCGUCACAGCCCGAGCUCGGCCAUCAGCGUCAUAGCCCCCCUCUAGCCGACACGAUGCUUCGCACAAUACCAGCCCGCGUCCUCCAGAGGGCCGCGCUGCGCCGCCCGUGCAACAAGGCCGCCGCCCGGCUCCUCUCGACAAGCGUCCGCUACGCAAUGCCCGCCUCCCCGCUCCCACCCGUCGAGCCCCCCCUGACGGCCGCGCUGCCGUCGGACGCGUUCCAGAUCCUCCCGGAGAAGCUGAAGGCGGGAGCGGCCGAGGACGCCCUGUACGAGCAGCAAAUACGCGACGUCCAGGCAUGGUGGGCCACACCGCGCUACGAGGGCAUCACGAGGCCUUACACGGCCGACGACGUCGUGUCCAAGCGCGGCUCGCAGCAGCAGUCGUACCCGUGCUCGACCAUGGCCAGGAAGCUGUGGAACCUGAUCAAGGAGAGAGAGGCCAAGGGCGAGCCCAUCCACACGAUGGGCGCCAUCGACCCGAUCCAGAUGACGCAGCAGGCCGCGCACCAAGAGGUCCUCUACGUGUCGGGCUGGGCCUGCUCGGCCGUGCUGACGACGACCAACGAGGUGUCGCCCGACUUUGGCGACUACCCCUACAACACGGUGCCGAACCAGGUGCAGCGCCUGGCCAAGGCGCAGUCCAUGCACGACCGCAAGCAGUGGGACGCGCGCCGCAAGCUGUCGGCGCCGGACCGGGGCGCGAGCCCCUACGUCGACUACCUGCGGCCCAUCGUGGCCGACGGCGACACGGGCCACGGCGGGCUGUCGGCCGUGGUCAAGCUCGCCAAGCUCUUCGCCGAGAACGGCGCGGCGGCGGUGCACUUUGAGGACCAGCUGCACGGCGGCAAGAAGUGCGGCCACCUGGCCGGCAAGGUGCUGGUGCCCACGGGCGAGCACAUCAACCGGCUCGUGGCCGCGCGCUUCCAGUGGGACGUCAUGGGGGUCGAGAACCUCGUCAUCGCGCGCACCGACUCGGAGAGCGGCCGCCUCAUCAGCUCCGCCGUCGACGUGCGCGACCACGAGUUCAUCCUCGGCGUCUCCGACCCAGUCGUCGAGCCGCUCGCCGAGACCCUGCAGGCCAUGGAGGCGCGCGGCGCCGCCUCGGGCGAGAUCGACGCCUUCGAGUCCGCCUUCUCGCGCGACACGCCCCUCGUCACCUUUGACGAGGCCGCCGCCGCCCACCUCGGGCAGCACGCGUCCGAGCCCGCAGCGGUCGGUAAAUACGCCGACGCCGUCGCCAAGGACCGCAGCAUGGGCAUCUCGGCCCGCCGCGCCCUCGCCAGGUCCCUGCUGCCCGCGGGCGCGCCCGACGUCUACUUCAGCUGGGACGUGCCGCGCACGCGCGAGGGCUUCUACCACUUCCGCGCGGGCAUGGCGGCGGCCACCAAGCGCGCGCUGUCGUUCGCGCCCUACGCAGACCUGCUGUGGGUCGAGACGGGCGACCCGAGCGUGUCGGUGUGCCGCCAGCUAGGCCGCGCCGUCCGGUCGGCGCACCCGGGCAAGGGGCUCGUCUACAACCUCAGCCCGUCCUUCAACUGGGCCGGCCACGGCUUCAGCGAGCAGACGCUCAAGAGCUUCGUGUGGGACAUCGCCAAGGAAGGCUUCGUCCUGCAGCUCGUCAGCCUCGCGGGCGUCCACUCGACGGCCGCCGCCACGUGCGAGCUGGCGCGCGGCUUCAAGGAGGACGGCAUGCUGGCCUACGUUAACCUGGUGCAGCGCCGCGAGAAGGAGCUCGGGUGCGACGUGCUCACGCACCAGAAGUGGAGCGGCGCCCCCUACAUGGACGGCAUCCUUGGCGCUAUCCAGAGCGGGAGCUCGAGUAGCAAAAGCAUGGGCGCGGGCAACACCGAGGGCCAGUUUGAGUAGGGGGUUAGAUAUGUUGUAUUAACUCACCUUAUAUAUGUGUUAAGGGUUGGUUUGUUUCGCAUUUCUCGAAGUUCCGGAUGAUAAUAACGCAUUUAACGCUACUUGUAAGCUUAAAAAGGGCAUAAACGGAUGUAUUCAUAAUAUAUUUCAAACAAGGUUUUCCUUUAAGUGUAUGUUAAAGCUUACUACCUUGCACUUACCCUGCACUUUUUAAAACUGCUUACCCUGCACUUACACUGAACUAUUUAUACUUACCCUGCACUUUUUUAAAUU